This is a messenger RNA of Tachysurus vachellii, 702 nucleotides long. Its product is annotated as interferon-induced transmembrane protein 5-like. Lineage: Eukaryota; Metazoa; Chordata; Actinopteri; Siluriformes; Bagridae. The record is from RefSeq and is a predicted model, not a curated record. The transcript is spliced from 2 exons. The coding region runs from base 98 to 526 and encodes 142 amino acids. Gene Ontology annotation, cellular component: plasma membrane.
CCCUCCAUGGUGAGAAUAUAAGUUAGAGUCACAGGUUCCAGGGCCUCAGCAGAAUCAGCGCUACAGCAGGUUCAGGUCCUCACAUCCCAGCAGCAGGAUGGACAACGCUACAUACAGCUAUUCGUCUGACUGCACUCCACUCACAAACUGCAAGUCCUCACGCAAGCCGGUCGGCUCCACGGUGGUGAACAUGGGCCCUGUGACCAAAAAACCUCUCAAUGACUACCUGGUCUGGUCCCUCUGCAACACCUUGUACGUCAAUUUCUGCUGCCUUGGCUUCAUGGCCCUUAUUUAUUCCAUCAAGGCCCGAGACCAGAAGACCCUGGGAGACAUGCGUGCUGCUCAGGAGUGCUCAGACAAGGCGAAGUGGUACAAUAUCCUGGCAUCUGGCUGGAACCUUCUGGUGCCGCUGCUUUUCCUUGGGCUUCUUGGACUGCUUCUCGUCCACCUUGGCAGCUUACAGGGUAGUUUCGACUUCUUUGGUGAAGACGGCUACCAGAAUUUCAUGAAGCUCUUUGGCAGGUAGACAGCAAAGGAAACAACUGGCAAAAAAAAAAAACACUCCCACCAAUGAACAAUAGCUAUCCAUGGACUUAUGACCCUCUGUGACUCAUAAAACCUUUUUUUUAUCUUCUUACUAGUGAGUUAUUGUAUUAUUGUUUUUAUUAUUAAGAAUUUGUUUUCAGAUUCUUGUCUGGUAAA